Medicago truncatula (barrel medic) is the source of this 1271-nucleotide messenger RNA. RefSeq names its product probable glutathione S-transferase. The record is from RefSeq and is a predicted model, not a curated record. The transcript is spliced from 2 exons. Gene Ontology annotation, cellular component: cytoplasm. Gene Ontology annotation, biological process: glutathione metabolic process. Gene Ontology annotation, molecular function: glutathione transferase activity. Bases 97 to 762 code for a protein of 221 amino acids. NCBI's taxonomy places the organism in Eukaryota, Viridiplantae, Streptophyta, Magnoliopsida, Fabales, Fabaceae.
UCCAAGUCAUAGACUCCGUGUAGUCCACGCUCAAAGAGAAUUGAAUCUCAACAAUCCAUCAUCUCAAUCCUCCAUUGUUAUCCUCAAAAAGUAACCAUGGCCGAUGAAGUUAUUCUUCUAGAUUUUUGGCCAAGUCCAUUUGGAAUAAGAGUUAGAAUAGCACUUGCUGAAAAGGGUAUCAAGUAUAAAUACAUAGAAGAAGAAUUAAUGUCAUUGAAAAAGAGUCCUUUGUUGCUAGAAAUGAACCCGGUUCAGAAGAAAAUCCCUGUUCUUAUUCAUAAUGGAAAACCCAUUUGUGAAUCUUUAAUUGCUGUUCAAUAUAUUGAUGAAGUUUGGAAUGAGAAAUCUCCUUUGUUGCCUUCUGAUCCUUAUCAGAGAUCACAAGCUUUAUUUUGGGCUGAUUAUAUUGAUAAGAAGAUAUAUUCAAUUGGAAAGAACAUUUAUACCAAAACAGGAGAAGAACAAGAAGUUGCAAAGAAGGAAUUCAUAGAUACUCUCAAAUUGUUGGAGGAUCAGUUAGGAGAGAGCUCUUAUUUUGGAGGAGACAAAUUUGGUUUUGUCGAUAUAUCACUUAUUCCAUUCUACAGCCGAUUAAAAGUUUAUGAGACCUUUGGCAACCUCAAUUUAGAGAAUGAGUGUCCUAAGUUCAUUGCUUGGGCUAAGAGAUGCAUGCAGAUUGAAAGUGUUUCCAAGUCUCUUCCAGACCAGGAUAAGAUCUACGAGUUCAUUAUGGACAUGAGAAGGAUUUUAGGCAUUGAGUAGGUUGGAUUCUUGGAGAUGUAUGGCCAUCAUGAGUUAAGUUCUUGUCUUUUGUAAACUAUCUUCUCCUUUCUUAUACAAUAGUUAUUAUGAAAUAAAAGGAAAAUAGAUGUUCAAACACUAUGCUUUCUACAAGAAAGAUAAUAGAAUAAAUGCAAGUGGAUUGUUGAUCAUACAAAACAUGAAUCUUGGGGAUGGUUUGAAAAACUGCUGAUGUAUAUUUGAUGUGUAUGUUUUGCGCUCAAAACGCAAGGAGAAAUGCGGCCCGUUUGCAGUAGUUAUGAAGGGACAAAAUUUCCAGAUAUCGUACUUAAGGGACUAAUUGUGCCUAUUAUUUAGACAAAUCGAUAUUAAGAGUUUAAAUCUUGAAAAUCAAAGGAGAGCAGAACAAUAUUAUUGGUAAGCAAAUCAAGAAUUAACCAAUGCAAGUAAACUAAGAUGUCUCGUUUCACCUGUGUAAAUUAAAAUGAUCUUUUCCGAGUAAUCUUUAACUCAUGUUUCAUAUUGAUGUA